CUAGAGCGCACGAACGCGUCCGACAUUGGCGCGCUUUUUAAGUGACAUUAAAAAGUAUCAAAAUGGAGAGCUGCGGGAUGAAUUGUAUAAAAUAUUUAUUAGUUGUUUUCAACGCAAUAUUUAUGAUACUUGGUGUCAUCAUAAUAGCGGUAGCAUGUGUGGACAUGGGAAUGCUGAAGGGGUUUGCUGGCAUGGAGACAACGGGCCACGAGACUGAUGCUGUUCUCAUUGCUGUAGGGGUUCUCAUCAUUAUCGUUGCCGCUUUUGGCUGCUUCGGUGCAUGGAAGGAGAGCCCGAAAUUGCUAUACAUUUUCGUGGGCUUUUUAAUACUGAUCAUCCUACUGGAACUGUCUGUGGGUAUAGCAGCGGCGGCAUUACGACCACAAAUCGAAGGUACCAUGAAGACGCAACUGCGAGCCUCGUUCAUCAAAAACAAGUCCACGCGAGAGGAAGACUCUGUUUACAGGGAAUUUUGGGACAAAAUUCAGAACAAUCUGGAAUGCUGUGGUGUGACUGGGCCCGAUAACUAUGUAGCCUCCGAACCUCGGCUGAACCCCUCUUACAGCUGUUGCCCUACCGAUGACUCCGACCGAGCUGUUGAGAUCAAGCGAUCCGACUGCAUCUCACUCUCUAAAUAUUAUCAAGAGGGGUGUGAGGAUAAAGUACUGAGCACUGUGCAUAGCGCGGGAUUAUCCGUCAUUGUCUGUGGGAUACUGUUUUGUUUCUUGGAGAUGGUUGGCAUAGUGUUGGCAUUAUGGCUCGCACACUCGAUCAAGAAUGACGGAAAAAGUCAGGAAACGGCUUAAUCACUAAACAAGACAGCUUUUUAUUGCACUAUAUAUUAAUUAUAUCGUAUUGUAAAGGGAAAAUGGCCUCAAAAUUGUUGAUCCGGCCUUUUCAUAACGUCUUGAUAAGCGUUUUGCAAUACGGGACGUUUGAAAUUGUCGCGCGAUAAAGAACUUAUUUCCAAUUUAUUCGCUUUAUCAAAAAAUGUUUAAUUAACAUAUAAUUUGGUACAAAAUUUUCGUCAAAAAUACUGAAUCCUACAAGAAGCGUGUCAUAAUUUCUCUUUUCCAAUAAAAAUUCCAUAUUAAAUUUUUAUACAGGACAAUCUCAAGGUUAAAAUCUGCGCUACGGGUAUAGAAAUACUUGUACAUACUUUUCUUGGCCGGUUAGAGCGUCGAUGUCAUAGAUAUUUAGUAUUGCCAGUAAAUAAAAAUUACCCAUUAUAAGGGGGAAAAUUAGAAAUCAUGUAUCUAGAAAAUACAGUUCUAGGCUUAAAUAAAUAUGACACAAAAGGAACAACUCAUAUGAUAGGAUUGUUACCUGUACUACUUAUAUAAUAUAUUUUAAAAUAGCAAACAGAACUGUUGUAAUUAAUGCAAGGAAUAAAAUAAAUACAUUUGAGUUGUAUUUUUUUAGAUGUUGGUAGAUAGUAAAAUUAGAGUUGUAUUUGUCAGACUGACAAUGUCAAACUUACAUUUCAAAAUGGCGACGAUUGUACCAAUUUCAACCGCCGCGGCCGGCCAAGAAUGUAGCAAUGUAAUCUAGAAACAUCAACAAUGAUAACUAUCUCUAUUGGAGUACUGAGGCUGAAAUAAAUCAAUUAGUUGAAUUUUUUUAAUUAAAAAAAUCAUUACUCUUUUGUCUCUUUCUGACAAAUUGUGUUUCCCCUACGAUGAAAAGAGGCAGAUGAGUAAUUUCGUUAUAUUAAUGUUUUCCGUCUUUUAACUCGCGAAAUCGUAGUAUUUUCAGCUUUACGAGACGCUCUCUAGUGUUAUUUAUAUUUUUAUAUUAAAAUACUGUAACCACCUUUUAGAUUUAAGAACUAGCGUAAGUAUUUAUUUAAUUAAAAUUUAGAAAAUGUGGGAGCAGAGCUUAUAUAAUCGGUAAUUAAUUAUUUUAUAUGAAAGAAAUAAAGUGCAUUUUAAACUUUUCAAAACUUUUUCGGUACUUAAAAUUUUUCUUAAACCACACAACGUGUGUUUUUUGUCGUAAUUUAAAAAAAAUUGCUGAAAAAAUAUAGGUUUUGUGCACAUAGGAGCUGCCUAGUCAAACUGUAAAUGUUAAAUUAGAUUGUUUCUUAAAAUAAUAGAUAUCUAAGUAUCACACGCACACAAGCUGCAAAUAGUGAUUGAGAAAUGUGUCGUAUAGCACUUUCUGCCGCGCACCACGUGUAGUCAACCACAACCUUUACGACUCAGGGGCCUUCCAGAGUCUACCUCUCAAAAGCCGACAACACAUCCGUAAACCUGCAGGCGUCGGUUGCUAGUUUGUCUUUCGCAAGAAAUGGACAUUGAUUCUAUAAACGUCUUCCCAUAAAAAAAUCACCCACUUUCUGUAUAGAUUUUUAUGAAUUUCACAAUUUGUUUAUUUAUUAUAAGACAUGAUUAAGUUAUAUGAACGAAAUACCAAAUUUUUUUUUUUUCAUAUCAGGCAUGUGAAGUAGUCACAUCAAUCGUUUUCCCAAUCUUUGGUUGGGAUGUCGGUUAUGAAACCACAAUUUUAUUACCUUCUUUUUUCCACUUUAUUAAUACGUCUAGUACUGUAAAGACGGCAAAUAGAAGAGACUAGCUGCCCAUGACAGAGAAUCCUGUGGGAGUGUUAAUCUCUUUUUUAUAAGUAUUUUCUUUCUUUACUUCUAGAUUUAAUUUCGGUUUUGUAUGUCCGCUCUAGUUCCUGUAUUUGCGAUUUGUAAUAUUUAAAAUAAUUAAAGCAUAAAGUUUUAUUAGUGUUAAAUGGAUGUUACAUAGAGUUUAAUAAAUAAACUAUCAGUGUU
This is a messenger RNA of Pieris rapae (cabbage white), 2779 nucleotides long. RefSeq names its product 23 kDa integral membrane protein. Gene Ontology annotation, cellular component: membrane. NCBI's taxonomy places the organism in Eukaryota, Metazoa, Arthropoda, Insecta, Lepidoptera, Pieridae. The record is from RefSeq and is a predicted model, not a curated record. The transcript has 5 exons. Bases 63 to 806 code for a protein of 247 amino acids.